Iphiclides podalirius (scarce swallowtail) is the source of this 1326-nucleotide messenger RNA. The record is from the annotation of a GenBank genome assembly. NCBI's taxonomy places the organism in Eukaryota, Metazoa, Arthropoda, Insecta, Lepidoptera, Papilionidae.
AUGGACAAACGCAAGAUGAUGCCAAAGAGAGCGCGUAUGGAUAGCAUGCGGGGUCCCAUCGCCAAUGGACCCCUGCAGUCUAGGCCCCUGGUGGCGUUAUUGGACGGGCGCGACUGCACCGUAGAGAUGCCGAUACUGAAGGACGUCGCGACGGUCGCCUUCUGCGACGCCCAGUCGACGUCCGAGAUCCACGAGAAGGUGCUGAACGAGGCGGUGGGCGCCCUAAUGUGGCACACCAUCAUACUGACCAAGGAGGACCUCGAGAAGUUCAAGGCGCUCAGGAUCAUAGUCCGCAUAGGCUCGGGCGUAGACAACAUUGACGUCAAAGCGGCCGGCGAACUGGGCAUUGCCGUGUGCAACGUGCCCGGCUACGGCGUGGAGGAGGUGGCGGACACCACGAUGUGCCUCAUACUGAACCUGUACCGACGGACGUAUUGGCUAGCGAACAUGGUCAGGGAAGGGAAGAAGUUCACAGGGCCGGAGCAGGUGCGCGAGGCGGCGACCGGGUGCGCGCGCAUCCGCGGCGACACGCUGGGCAUCGUGGGCCUCGGCCGCAUCGGCUCGGCGGUGGCCCUGCGCGCCAAGGCGUUCGGCUUCAACGUCAUCUUCUACGACCCCUACCUGCCCGACGGCAUCGAGAAGUCGCUCGGCCUCACCAGGGUCUACACGCUGCAGGACCUCCUAUUCCAGAGUGACUGCGUGUCAUUGCACUGCAGCCUAAACGAGCACAACCAUCACCUCAUCAACGAGUUCACUAUCAAACAGAUGCGUCCAGGCGCAUUCCUAGUGAACACCGCCCGCGGCGGCCUAGUGGACGACGAGGGGCUGGCGGCGGCGCUGAAGCAGGGGCGGAUCCGGGCCGCCGCGCUAGACGUGCACGAGAACGAGCCCUUCAACGUUUUCCAGGGCCCGCUGAAGGAGGCGCCGAACGUGCUGUGCACGCCGCACGCGGCGUUCUACUCGGACGCGUCGGCGCAGGAGCUGCGCGAGAUGGCGGCGUCGGAGAUCCGGCGCGCGAUAGUGGGCCGCAUCCCCGAGUGCCUGCGCAACUGCGUCAACAAGGACUACUUCCUGGCGGGCGCGGCGCCGCCCGUGCUGGGCGCGCCCGCGCCGCCGCUGCCCGCGCCCGCGCCCUACGCCGACGCCGUCAACGGCGGCUACUACGGCGGCGCGCAGGCCGCGCACUCCACCACCGUGCACGAGCCGCCCGCGCUGCCGCCGCAGCCGCAGCCGCCGCCGCAGCCGCCGCAGCCGCCCAUCUCGCUGCCCAUCAACACCUCGGACCCGGCCAACCACCAGCUGAAGCAGGAGAGCUCCGACGUGCAC